This is a messenger RNA of Protomyces lactucae-debilis, 402 nucleotides long. RefSeq lists its product as uncharacterized. The transcript is spliced from 2 exons. The record is from RefSeq and is a predicted model, not a curated record. The coding region runs from base 90 to 335 and encodes 81 amino acids. NCBI's taxonomy places the organism in Eukaryota, Fungi, Ascomycota, Taphrinomycetes, Taphrinales, Protomycetaceae.
UCAUUGCCUAACCCAAGAAUACGACGGCGACGGCGAUCAAGACCAUCAGACGUCUGCUUCUGUACCUUGCAAGAAACCCUUCAGGCAGGAUGGCAGUGAGUUCCGCACCCGCCAGCUCGCUCAGUUCACAUGAUCCGAGCAUCACCUACGACACAAUCGACUUCAAUGACCGCAAACAAGUGGUUGCUGCGCGCAAUACCAUGAUUCGAGAGCAGUGGAUCAAGACGAUGGAGCAGCGGCUUGUUCGCGAUGAACUUGCGCGGUGCUAUAAAUCCGAGGGCGUGAAUCACUAUGUCACUUGCAAGCAUCUUGCUGACCGUACGUGCCGUGGAUGACUUGGUAUGAAGGCUGACUUGCAGGUUACAUGGCUAUGCUGAAGGAGCACCGCCACGUUACUGGCUA